Nothobranchius furzeri (turquoise killifish) is the source of this 2142-nucleotide messenger RNA. RefSeq names its product iroquois homeobox 4a (gene irx4a). Gene Ontology annotation, biological process: regulation of transcription by RNA polymerase II; neuron differentiation; cell development. Gene Ontology annotation, cellular component: nucleus. The record is from RefSeq and is a predicted model, not a curated record. Gene Ontology annotation, molecular function: DNA-binding transcription factor activity, RNA polymerase II-specific; RNA polymerase II cis-regulatory region sequence-specific DNA binding. NCBI's taxonomy places the organism in Eukaryota, Metazoa, Chordata, Actinopteri, Cyprinodontiformes, Nothobranchiidae.
UUUGUACUACUUUUUUAUAAGGCAAAACUAUGUACCUGACAACAAAGUGAUUAUUCCAGGGAAAGACGUUCGUGUCACUUUAAUUCAUGAAUUAAUUCCUGGCAGAUUUGAGAUCCUCGUCGUAAUAAUAAAAUAAUAACAGUUAUUAGAGCGUUUUUCUGUAGAGGAGCGUUUGAGAGGGGAGGCUUUUUACACAAAUUAAACAUGCUUCCCUGUUUCGUCCUAUAAGCAUCCUGGAGCCUGCGCUUGCCAAUCAAUUGUGAAUCCGAGGCGCAGCCUGCGUGAGACCUCCAGUCUCGCUUCGGUUCUGGAUAUCGAGGGACCUUUCUACCAUGUCAUAUCCACAGUUCGGAUACCCGUAUUCGUCUGCGCCACAGUUCCUGAUGACCACCAACUCUCUGACCACUUGCUGCGAGUCUACGGGCAGAUCCAUCGCCGACUCCGGAGUUCCUGCGUCCGGACAAACCCCCGUCUACUGUCCCGUCUACGAGAGCCGGCUACUGGCCACGGCAAGGCACGAGCUGAGCUCGGCCGCCGCGCUGGGCGUGUACGGGAGCCCCUACACCGGCGGCCAGGGCUACGGGAAUUACGUUACAUACGGAACGGAGGCGUCGGCUUUCUACUCGCUGGGUACGUUUGACACUAAAGAUGCUACAGCCUCUGCGCAUGCGGGGAUCACUCAGGCUACAGCCUACUACCCAUACGAUCCCACCCUGGGACAGUAUCAGUAUGACAGAUACGGGUCCAUGGACGGGGGCACGAGGCGAAAGAACGCCACCCGCGAGACCACCAGCACUCUGAAGGCCUGGCUGCAGGAGCACAGGAAGAACCCGUACCCUACCAAGGGGGAGAAGAUCAUGCUGGCCAUCAUCACCAAAAUGACGCUGACGCAGGUCUCCACCUGGUUUGCCAACGCCAGGAGGAGGCUCAAGAAGGAGAACAAGAUGACGUGGCCGCCCAGGAAUAAGGGAUCGGAGGAGAAAAGAUUUGAUGAUGAUGAGGAUGGGUCUCCGGAGGAGCAGAUCAAAAGUGAAAAUAAUGACGAUGAGACCAGAAGUCGGGCCAAUAAGGAUCUCCAGCUGAGCGACCUGGACGACUUCGACACGCUGGAGUCUGAGAACUCCGAGUGUGAGAUGAAGCAUCGUUACCACAUGAACGCGCACAUGUCCACGACGACCGACUGCUCCGCCGACCAGCUCAUUAAGAACACGUCCCUGAAGAUCUCCCUCCCUCUCACCCUCGGAGUUGAGCAGGACUUGGGCAAAAGUUGUCUCAAAGCGAACCCGGAGAGCUUCCAGGCGGACGGCCGGGCGCAGGCCAAGCCGUGCUACAACCAGCAGCAAGCCCACCAGCUUUUGGAUGGCAAGCCGCGGAUCUGGUCCUUGGCCCAGACCGCGACCUCCCUGAACCAGACUGAAUACCCGUCCUGUAUGCUGCGGUGCCAGCCGCCGCCCUCCUCCCUCACCCCGUCUCCGGCAGCCACCCCUCCCGUCACCGGCCUGGACAACAGGCAGGACUCGCCGGUCACGACGCUGAGGAACUGGGUGGACGGGGUUUUCCACGACCCCUUGUUCAGGCACAGCACUUUGAGCCAGGCUCUGACCAACACCACCGUGUCCUGGACCACGAACACCAAAGGCGCCAUCCUGGAGGCAGAGAGGAACGCGGCGGCCAUCCAGCAGCACCAAAACUCCCCCAAAGACAGUCCCAUGAGCUUCCCAAAAACUGGCAACAAACUGUUCUGCUCCUAACAAAACCAAACGACCCUUUACCGCAACACAGACAUCCCCCCACCCCCGUGCCCCUUUUGGGACUGAGAACCGGAUAGAAGAGCCUGUCCUCGAUGCUCUUCUGUUGAAUUAGUUUCUAUUUGAAAUCAAACAUGUUCAAUUUUGAGGAAAAAAUAUCUGAUCCGUUUGUUUUAUUCAACUCAACCCACGCUCAAAUCUAAAGACAAUGUAUGACUAACAGUUUACAAAUUGGAAAAAAGCAAAAGAAACAAGGAUUUACAGAUUUUCAUCAUUAUUAUUUGGAAUUUCGGUUUACGUUUUCUUUAUUAUGCGCAUGCAAAUGUAAUUGAUUUAAGUCUCGGCAAAAGAGAAUCACUAUUAAAAGAUAAAAAAAAACAACAGUCUCACAAAU